CUUCUUAAUUAACAAAAUGGUGAAGAUAGCUUUUGGCAGUAUUGGUGACUCUUUCAGUGUUGGGUCACUGAAGGCUUAUCUUUCUGAGUUCAUUGCUACUCUUCUUUUUGUGUUUGCUGGUGUUGGCUCGGCAAUUGCUUAUGGUAAGUUGACAUUGGAUGCAGCAUUAGACGAAGCAGGGCUGGUGGCCGUGGCCGUGGCCCAUGCAUUUGCUUUGUUUGUGGGUGUCUCCAUGGCUGCCAACAUCUCUGGUGGCCAUUUGAAUCCAGCCGUCACCUUCGGAUUGGCUAUCGGCGGCAACAUCACCAUCCUAACUGGAAUUUUCUACUGGGUUGCGCAAUGCCUUGGCUCCAUCGUCGCUUGCCUCCUCCUAAAGUUCGUUACUAGCUCCACUACCCCAACCCACGGAGUUGCUUCAGGAAUGAGUAGCUUGGAAGGCGUUGUAAUGGAGAUCGUUAUAACUUUUGCCCUUGUGUAUACAGUAUACGCCACGGCCGCAGACCCCAAGAAGGGCUCACUGGGGACGAUUGCACCAAUUGCAAUUGGGUUCAUAGUUGGUGCAAACAUUCUUGCUGCUGGACCAUUCAGUGGUGGGUCAAUGAAUCCAGCCCGAUCUUUCGGCCCAGCUGUGGUUAGUGGGGACUUCUCACAGAUCUGGAUCUAUUGGGUUGGGCCUUUCAUUGGAGGGGGCUUGGCUGGGCUUAUUUAUGGUGACAUUUUUAUUGGGUCCUAUUCUGCUACCCCAAUUGAAGACUAUGCUUGAUUAAGACUUGUUUGUGCUCUUGGUUUGUUGGGUGAUUUUCUCACUUUUGGAGGUUUUAUCUUUUUG
This is a messenger RNA of Mangifera indica (mango), 829 nucleotides long. Its product is annotated as probable aquaporin TIP2-2. The transcript is spliced from 3 exons. The record is from RefSeq and is a predicted model, not a curated record. Bases 17 to 763 code for a protein of 248 amino acids. NCBI's taxonomy places the organism in Eukaryota, Viridiplantae, Streptophyta, Magnoliopsida, Sapindales, Anacardiaceae. Gene Ontology annotation, cellular component: plant-type vacuole membrane. Gene Ontology annotation, biological process: transmembrane transport; water transport. Gene Ontology annotation, molecular function: water channel activity.